CUUUUCCUCUGUUCCUUCCUUCCCCCCUUACCCCUUCCCUUUUGGCCCUUGGCCUUCUUCUUUCUUCUGUCUCUCCGAUAGCGAAACCGUGUCUCUCUUGCAGAACGCGCAGAGGUAGAAGAAGAAGAAGAAGAAGAAGCCAUUGAAGGUCAAGCAUAUUAUCAGAGCAAUCUGGCUUUUCUCUGGUCAUACCCAUUUCGUUUCAUGCCAGAUGUAAACCCGAUUUCACCUUCUUUGUCAGCUCCAACUUCAAGAACUCUCUCUGUUUCUUUCCUCUGUACUCAUUUGCUUCAAUAUCUCGCACUUCUUUUCUCUUUCAAGGAUAACGAAUCUGAAAGAAUGCUUUCUCUCCGGUUAAGCCUCGUCGUUUCGCUGCUACUCCCCUUAUUCCCUCUCCUCUGUCUCGGGAUUCGGUCGUUACCGACGAGGGUUGCUGUCGGAGAUCGGUUGGAGUUCGAUGGCUUGUUUCAAUUCGCCGAAGCUCCGGAUUACAGAAAUGGAGCCCGGUGCCCGGUUUCGUCAAAUAAGGGUUCAGUUUUGUCUUGUGAUCGGUCUCUGGUUCACAUAGCUAUGACUUUGGAUUCGGGUUAUCUUCGGGGCUCCAUCGCCGCCGUUCAUUCCGUCCUCAAACACUCCUCGUGCCCCGAAAAUGUGUUCUUCCACUUCAUCGCGGCGGAGUUUGACCCGGCCAGUCCACGGGUCCUGACCCGAAUCGUCCGAUCCACUUUCCCUUCCCUCAACUUCAAGGUCUACAUCUUCAGGGAAGACACCGUCAUCAACCUCAUCUCAUCCUCCAUUCGCGAAGCCCUAGAGAACCCUCUGAACUACGCGAGGAACUACCUCGGCGAUAUCCUUGACCCCUGCGUUGACCGGGUCAUCUACCUGGACUCCGACGUGAUCGUCGUCGACGACAUUGAGAAGCUCUGGAACGUAAAUCUCACCGGGAAUCGAGUUCUCGGAGCGCCGGAAUACUGCCACGCCAACUUCACCAAGUACUUCACCGACACGUUCUGGUCGGAGCCGGUUCUUUCUCGGGUCUUCGCGUCGAGAAGCCCUUGCUAUUUCAACACGGGCGUGAUGGUGAUGGAUUUGGGGAAAUGGAGAGAGGGGAAUUACAGGAGGAGGAUCGAGACGUGGAUGGAGUUGCAGAAGACGAAGAGGAUUUACGAUCUGGGUUCGCUUCCGCCAUUCUUGCUGGUUUUUGCAGGAAACGUUGAGGCUAUUGAUCAUAGGUGGAAUCAACACGGUCUAGGUGGAGAUAACGUGAAGGGAACUUGCAGGUCGCUUCAUUCUGGUCCUGUGAGUCUCUUGCAUUGGAGUGGGAAAGGGAAGCCAUGGGCGAGGCUCGAUGCCAAGCAGCCUUGUCCUCUGGAUAGUCUCUGGGAGCCUUAUGAUCUGUUCAAGCCUCAGAACAGUGGAAAGGAUCAACAAUGGGGCUUGUUUUCUUCGAUUCUGGUUGGGUAUUCGAAUGAUUUGUUAUGAUUCUUUGAUAGAUAAUUUGUUUACAGUUACUGUCCAGAUUAUUAUUCUUUGAUUAGCUGUGUACAGAGAUGGAUUAGAACACAUUUCAGGAGAGAUUGAAGGGAGAGAAGAGGAGAGUGGGUUUAUAUUUCAUUUUUUGUUUAGAUUCUUUCGUGUAAUUUUCAUGUAUUAAAUUUCCAAUUCUUCUUCUUCUUCUGGGGAUGGAGUUCUUGUUACAAUCUGAAUUUUUCUACAGAGGUGGGAUUAAGUUGUUUGUUAUGGGACCAUUGAUCAUUGCAUCUACGAAACAAAGUGGAGAAUAAUAGUAGUAAUUAUAAUAACAGAGUUGCUGCAUUCUUUCAUUUCAA
Molecule: messenger RNA, 1829 nt
Organism: Prosopis cineraria
Lineage: Eukaryota; Viridiplantae; Streptophyta; Magnoliopsida; Fabales; Fabaceae
Product: probable galacturonosyltransferase-like 9
Exons: 1
Coding region: 205-1482 (425 amino acids)
Cellular component (GO): Golgi apparatus
Molecular function (GO): glycosyltransferase activity
Source: RefSeq, a predicted model, not a curated record